This is a messenger RNA of Siniperca chuatsi (mandarin fish), 2761 nucleotides long. It is a transcript of the gene lrtm1, whose product is annotated as leucine-rich repeat and transmembrane domain-containing protein 1. The transcript is spliced from 4 exons. Bases 688 to 1806 code for a protein of 372 amino acids. Gene Ontology annotation, molecular function: protein binding. NCBI's taxonomy places the organism in Eukaryota, Metazoa, Chordata, Actinopteri, Centrarchiformes, Sinipercidae. The record is from RefSeq and is a predicted model, not a curated record.
AACUCUUGCCAGAGCGAUAGGAUGUAAUGCAAAAGUCAGCGUGAGGUGUGCGCUGUGAUUUAAUAGGCACAGCUGUCCGCUGGGAGAUGACACACCGUCACACUCACCAAUACAACUGGGGACAGGGAAGGCAAGCGAGCAAAACAGAAAGAGAGCGAGAAAGCAAGAGAGACACACACAGAGAGGUCAGAGUGUUGAUUUGGAUUCAACAGAGGAGCAGAAAUAAAGUCAAAUCAAGCAGGAGAAAAGGGAAAAUAGAAACAAAGGCGAAAAACAGCAUGAAGAAAAAUACAAGAGACAGAAAGACAGGCUGAGAGACAGUGAGAGAGCUACAGAGAGAGAGAGCGAAAGAGAAAGAGAGAUAGAGGCAGAGCUCCCUAACUCCAGUGAUUCCCAGACUGGCUGGCUGGCAGUAAGCUCCGUGCUCUGAUCUGCCCGCUCUGAUAGGGUUUCAUGCCCGUGCAGGCAGUGGUGGGGAUCCUGAGGCCAACACAAGUUUCUGCUGCUGAUCUCAGCCUCUCUAAUUCUUUCCUAUUGACCAUAUCAGCCUACACAGUUGAGACUCAGGACAGCUAAUCUCAACCUUACUGACGGCUAAUGGAUCAUCAACCAAUGACAGUCCAUAGAAUCCAAAAAGGGAGCUAAAAGAAGAUCGAACGCAAGCGGCCUAAGGAACGAUUGGCAGAUAUGAGAGUGGUACUGGUGUGUGCCCUCCUCUCCCUCCUGUCUUUGUCACACGCCUGUCCAAAGGAGUGUAGCUGCAACAUCAACACUAAAGUAGUAGACUGCAGAGGUCGAGGCCUAUAUGACAUCCCCCGACGACUGCAUCCAGACACCCAAGAACUGUAUCUCCAAGAUAACCGUAUCAGGGGGCUGGGAUCAAUGGCUUUCCGAGAAAUACCCCUUGUCCGCAUUCUCGACCUAUCUAAUAACUCUAUAACAUCUGUUUCACCAACUGCUCUGCUGGGUCUCAGAACCCUACAGCGCCUCAGCCUCUCCUACAACAGCCUGAGAGAGCUUGACAAACGGUUGCUUGGACCUAUUCGCUCGCUUUCACACCUUGACCUCUCACACAACAGCCUAUGGGGUUUGUCUGGAGCCAUGGGGGACAGUUUGAGGAACCUUAGCCACCUGGGGCUAGCGCACAACAGGCUAACACGAUUGGACCGUUCCCUGUUGGAGGCCCUGACCCGCCUGGACAGCCUCACACUACGAGGCAACCCCUGGAGGUGUGACUGCCAGCUCAUUGGCCUGAAACUCUGGCUGGAGACCUACCUCUUUAAAGGUGGAGUGGUGGAUGAAGUGCUUUGCUCCCAGCCAGAAGACAUGAGGGAUAGAGACCUGCAGAAAGUCCCUUACCAGCUCUUCCAUGCCUGUAUGACCACAAGCUACCAUUACCUGUUUGCUAACAUACACCACCUGGAGUCUGAGAAGCUACUGCGAGGCCACACCCAUGGCAACCAUGCUCAUCCCUCUAGCCACGCUCUCCAUGUCCCCAUGGCAAUGGGGGAGGGUUUUGGUGGCGGGGGAGGAGGAGGAGGAGGGAGUAUGCCAGAGUGUGAACCUAAGCAGAGGCAGCGGCCUGUCAACCUGCGCCACGCAAUUGCCACAGUGAUCAUCACUGGCGUAGUGUGUGGGAUAGUGUGUCUGAUGAUGCUGGCUGCAGCAGUGUAUGGCUGCGCCUACGCUGCUAUCAUGGCCAAAUAUCAGCGGGAGCUAAAGAAGAACGAGGAGUUGGCAGCAGCGCAGGGGGCAGAUCAUGCCACAGCAGAUGACAAGGAACCACUGGAGAAUGCAAUCGCCUAGGAGAUGAUAACGUGAACCCUGGACAUAAAACCUGGGCCUCAACCCUUUAACCUAAUUGUCUCUGGAUGCGGUGUGUGUUAAUGCAUAUGUGUUUGUGAAAAAAGAAGAGAAUGAGAUUCUUUUUGUGUGUGUGUGUGUGUGUGUGUAUGUUCACCUCCUUUCUGAGACUUGGGUAGCUAAAUUCCCAGGUAUUUGACUAUGCACUGAUGAGAAGAUUAUCUUCUACUGUAUGUGGGUUCGAGGGGCAGGCCAAAGAAUCCAAAAGGAAUCAAUUCCAUUUUGUCUGAGAAAUGCAUAUCAAAGAUAUGAACAAAUUGCUAUAUAUUUAUAAUUGUGUAUUUGUAGGUAUAAUAGUAAAGCUUGGUAUUUAUAAAAUGGAUUUCAGAGUUUGGUUGUCUUUUGGUUGUUGUUCAUAAUUCUGAGUCUGAUUUAGAGUAAUUUUGAAAACUCAUAGUAGGCAGCUGCUGUCAGUUAAGUUCUGUUCUAAGUUGUUUGUAUCACUGAUGUGAGAGUCUGAGAACAAGAAUGAGUGUUUGUGUCAGUGUGUCAUUCGUGCUUGAGUGUGUGUGUGUGGAGAUGUUUACUGUAUGCACAUAUUUAUAGAGAAUUUAAGAGUCUGUGCCUAAUAUAACGUGAUAGUUUUGAGGAGGAAAUAUGUUUUCUUAAUGGAUAUUUUUCUGACAACUGAAGUGAAGAUGGGAAAUUCGUUGAAGCAAUAAUGAAACAAACUAAAACGUAAACGACAACAAAACCUGGACUCAGCCUUGUUGUUUUUCUAUGACUUUACAGAUUCAUAAGCCUGAAUUAUCAUCCUGCUGCACACAGGCACACAAACUUUUAGAUCUUAGUUUUUGAGAUCAGUUGAGUCUUGUUUGUGAGUUAAUGCUGAUCAUAUAAUGAUAGUCAUGUCCUUCAGUAUGUAUUCUAUAAAAUAAAAGGGAAACUUUUUACCUGA